Molecule: messenger RNA, 6264 nt
Organism: Oncorhynchus gorbuscha (pink salmon)
Lineage: Eukaryota; Metazoa; Chordata; Actinopteri; Salmoniformes; Salmonidae
Exons: 3
Coding region: 323-5128 (1601 amino acids)
Source: RefSeq, a predicted model, not a curated record
UUAUGCAGAAAUUCCGAUAAUUCCAAUAGGGUUCAUAUACUUUGUCUUGCCACUGUCAUUGGAUAAUUUGAUGUGAAAUGCCUUUGCCACUUUGGUAAAUGUAAACAGUCUAGAUGAGGAAGAUUAUUAAGUUGCAACAAUGGAGACCACACAUUUGAUAUAGAGUAAUUGUUAAAAAAGAAAGAAAGGUAUACCUGUUAUAUUUACUUUUUUAAAUAAUUUGAUAUGUAUUAACAUGUGUUUUGACUUCCAACAUACUGUAAAUCUUAAUCAAUUUUGUUGAUGUUUAUAUAUACAGAUUACUGUUAGGGACUUGCUGCUCAUGAUUGGGCACAUAACGAGCUCAGUAUUGGAGGAGGUAAAUAGCAUCCUGAUCCCUGCAUUGGUUGACCUUAUAAGGCUGAGAGCUUCAGAAAGUGCUGCAGAGAAUAUGCUCCCCAUCAGCAAAGACACCAACGAAGAUUCAACCCAGGGCUCUGUCAACUGUACCUCCCUACUCUCCAAAGUCAAUGUCAUCUGUCUCACUCAGAGUCUUGACAGUAGGUUCUCCCCAAUCUCCAUUGAUGAACCAGUCACUGCUGUCCAGACUUAUUGUAGCAGAAGUUAUCUGUCCCGUGAGGAACGAGCACACUCUUUCUCCAGUCAGAUCUCUACUAAGAACCUCCUGGCUGCUAGGCCACGUUCUGCCAAUCCACCAUCUGCUAAACUACCAUCUGAUAAACCACAAUCUGCUAAACCACCACCUGCUAAACCACAAUCUGCUAAACCACCACCUACUAAACCACAAUCUGCUAAACCACCACCUGCUAAACCACAAUCUGCUAAACCAACGCCUGCUAAACGAACACCUGCUAAACCACCACCUGCUAAACCACAUCCUGCUAAAUCACAUUUUGCUAAACCACCUACUGCCACUGACUACUCUGGAACCUUAUCUGCUGUGGUAGGUCGUGGGCAUGGCAUCCCUGUCAAACUGACCUUGGCCCCUUUCUCCUCCUUAAUCUCCAGCGACGAGACCAACACCAACCUCUCCUCCAGCAGCCUCCCCUCCUCGUGCUCCAUCAAGCUUUCAGACAGUAGGAGUGACAUUCCUUGCUCCCUGACUGUAAGCUCCAUUUCAAAUGUUCCUGGACCUGACUCUAGCAGCAGCCCUGUGCGGGAGAAUCAAUUUGCUACUGAGGUCUCGUCGAUCUGCCUCAGCCAAGAUAGAAAUGGCCAAGGAGGGAGUGUGACACCUCCAGCCCCUUUGGAUGUUUCCCUCCCCUCCAUUAUUGAGCGGGCUGGCGGACUUGUAUGUUCCGUCAUCUCCCAGUCUUUAGCAAUUGUGGAGGCGCGGUCAAGUGUGAAUGGUGAGGAGGGCUCACCAUCUCCCACCACAGUCUCCCAUUCUCCUACAAGGGUGUUUGUCAGCCACUUAAGGAGUAGCCCACUAGGUGAGGACCUUGUAGAUUCAACACUUGCGGAUGUUAUCUCUGUCCUGAAAAUGGAGGGAAUUCUUUCCUCCUCUCCGACUUUGGAGGAGGAGCUGCUUGAUCUCUCCUCCAGUUGUUCUUCGUCAUCAAGCGAAACACUGCAAUGUGUGUCUGUUGGCCCUCUUGGCAGUGGGUCGGAGACGUCCUUCAAACUUCUUGGGGGUCGUACUCUGAGUAUCGCCACCCCAACGGCCCAUGUUACCACAGAGGACUUAGAAGUCUACAGUGAUGAGAUCAUUGACGAAAUCCUUAUUAUAAUGAGGACCAAAAAAGAUGAUGACAGUGGAAGUGACGUCUCUGGUGCAUCAACACCAUGCAACACACCAGCACCACAGAGCCGGUCCUCUUCUGCACUGAGUGGAGUGCUUCCCCAUGACAGGAGGAUACUCAGCACAACACUGCUUGGAAUCCAGAACACACUAGACAAUGAUAACCUCUCAGGAGAGUGUUCCACCUCACCACAGGACAAUGCCAGAGUCCUGGAGAUGAUAAAGUUGCUGCAGAGGCGCCUUGAGGGGACACCCUCAGAGUCCUCCAUCCAUAUCACAGAUGUGGCUUCACCCUUGGGCUUUCCUCUCCCUGUAUCUCUCCAUACUGUUCAGUCGUGUGUAUUUGCCACUGACAAAGACCUGAAGGCAGAACGAGUGAAGGGAUUCUUUGAAUGUCUGAGAUCCCAGUUUAUGAGCUACUCCAUCAAGCCUGUGAGUAACGUCAUUACCAGGGCAACAACAAAGAUGGCUGCCUCCAAUCAGCUUAGUUCAGAGACCCUCCAGGCAGCAUCAGCAAAAUCAUCUGCUGUGGCUCAGAACCUUAUUAGUUUGGUUUUAUUUAAAGUUGCCAAGGUGUCCUGCUCUGACGACUUAGAGGGUCUGGGUGAUCAUCUCAGAUGCCCCUCAACUUUGACCAGAGUUCUGACACCUUUGACCUCGGAGAAAGCUACACUGACACCUGCUGUUCUGAAGUUCAGAAGGGAGAUGUCUAAGGAAGUGGCCACCGAACUCCAGAGUUUCUUGAUCAAGGAAUCCCUUACUGCCACCCAGACACCAUCCAAUGGACAUGUUAGCACUUCUGGUUCUGCCCCAAGGGAAGCUGUGCGGGACAUCCUGAGGAAAACCAAAGAGGAGGCUUCCAACAAAAGCUUGAAUAAUAUUUUCUCUGUUAAUUUGGAUGAGCGGCUCACAGACUCCAUUGCAGAUGCCUUAUAUCCAAAGCUGCAUGACAGAUUGGAGUCCAAGAGAGAGCUGCAGGCUUCUUAUUACAGCUCCCAGAUCAGCUGUAGCCUCAGCCCCUUCGAAGUUGAGAGCAGCCUUGAUCUCCAGGAGUUCACUGACCCACUAUCUGAGUCAGUAUUGUGUCUCCUGGAUAGGACAUUUGGAGAUAAAGCUCAGAACUUAAAGACAGGCGGGGAUGUUUUACAAUAUGUCACAGACCCAACCUAUAAGAAGCUUUUGAUUGGAUCCCACACCAACGACGUCAAUGUGGUUGUGCACACGAUUGCAUUGGAGGAGUUGCCUGUUGAGGGUUGUAUUGCGCAAAGUGAGGCCAUUCAUGGCCUUCACAAGAAGCAAGAAUUACCUCCCAGCACCAGUGGCAGAGGGAAUGAGACCCCAAGCCCUACUAAUUGCCUACUGGAGGGUGUAGUGGGCAAACUGGUACAGAAGAUGCUAUUUCAGGGCCUUGACAUCCCUGAGGUACCCAUGAACUACAGCCGCUCUGAGAACUUUAAGCUACAGUAUGAACUGGUUGCAAAGCUUUGUCCUCUGAUGGUAAGGACAAUCAUGGCUACAACCAUUGCCAAUCAACCACCUACUCUUCAAGAAGCAGUGAUGUCUUCCGAGAACAUCCAUGUGAAAGAGCUGUGUGAGGCAGGUAUCAAACACCUCAAAUUGAACCAUGUACCUGAUGACUCUGAGACCAACAACAUGGUCAGAGGGGCUUUGAGUGAAAUUGAAUCCUGUAUGAUUGAGACCUCCGACAAGGACUCUCCCAGUCUACAUUCCACACCAGAGGUGGUUGUAGACCUGAUCACCAAGCUGCUUCAUGGGUAUGAGCUUAACUCAGAGGACUUUGCAUCACCUGUGUCAUCCCCAACCACCACUCUCUCUGAUGUGGCAAUGGACAUGGUGGUUUCUGUCCUUCGGGACAUGUCCGAUUCCCCAGACGUUACCUCAGCAUUGGAAAUGACCAAGGAUCUCAAGACGCCGUACUCCCGCCCCUCAAGUGCAAGGAUUGUAAGUGCCCUCUGCAGAGAGCUGGAGGAGCACAUGGGCUCUCCUGAUGCUCUGAGGCGAGCUUUGAGCCGUGGCAGCGGGGAGAUGACAACAGCCAUUGCGAGUGCAGUCACCAGGGAAGUCAACCGUCUGAGUUCAAUCGUACCCAAAGUCUCUGUCAGGCCGCUCUCCUCAGACAUCUGCCUAAGGACAGACCAGGACAAGGUCAUGGUUAAAAGCCGAUGUGGCUCGGCUGAGGUGAAGGCAUCCCAACCGGUGUAUAUUAUUGUUCAUGUAGAGGCGGUGAUGGAUAUCAUUGUCCGGUUGCGGUCUCUGAUUGGUCCUCGGACCCAAGAUAAACUGGCCAGCUGGACCCUAGUUGAGGAUGUGACCAACAAGCUGUCCAGUGCUCUGUGGGUGAGGGUGACUAACAGGUGGAGGGAAGCAAAUGUCUGCCUGAAGGCAACAGACAUCUUUCAGUUGGUGCUGUCUGUGCAUAGAAAGUUGAUGCAACGCUAUGGCACAGAGGAAGCCCUACAGAAGAUACUGUGCCACAAGGCACCCAAGCUGCACAAGGACAUUGUCUGUCUUGUCACGAACGGAAUUAUGGAUGCACCAUCCAAACUUCAAGGCACCAAAAAUCUGGAAACUACACUCAACUUGAAAGAAUUGACAGCCUUGUUUAAUGAAAUGACAACCCGUCAAUCUUUCAAUAAGAAAGCUGAGCAGAGCAGCAUCAAGACUGAGAUUGAACAGCCGGAGUGGUCCACUGUGGAACAAGUGACAUCCGGUUCCACCAGCUUCAUAAGGGAGCUUAUAUUAGAAGAAGUCCUGAUGAAGCUUGUCAAGAAGAUAUGCCGUAUGCCAAAAAGGACCAACAAGCGUCAGCGCAUCCAGAUCAGUGAUCUGGUGACUGAGCUGAUCCGAUUGUUCGACGAUGAGGUGGCCAAAUAUCUGAUUGAGGAAAUGGAAAGCCAGCAAAAAAGUUUCAAUUCUAAGAUGACAUCGAAGCUGGCAGAUGCCAUCUACACUGACCUUGGGAAGGUCAAGCGUUUGAAACGCUCCUUGAAAAUUAACGAUUUAUUUGAGGAUCAGGAGAUGCUUUCCAUUGUCUCUGUCAUUGUUUCCCACAAGCUACUGGCCAUCUUGAAACCCUCAGUUUCCAACCCAUAUGACCGUGAGACCUCAGACCUUGAAGACUCAGGCAGUAAUGAUUUGGAGGAUUUGGAAUCUGAGGGGGUGCAUUAUGCCACCGGCAGAAAGUCCAACAUGAGCAUGGUCCUUACAGACAAUACAAACCAGCCAGAGAUGUACAUUGCUGUGGAUUCUCCAACUAUGAUUAAAUUAUCCAAGAUGAGGAAAGGCAUCCGGGACUUCUUCUGGGGAGUCCAGAAGGCCUGGAAACGCUUGGUCACCUGCAAGUCCUCUGGGUCCUCUGAUGAGUAGCCUGAAUGACGUGCAGCCCAUGACAGUUGCUUUUGCCAGGCUACAUCUGAGGAGGACACCACAACUGGCCUCAAUACAACAUUUUUAUUUUUGUUGUUCAUUUCUGUUUUCAUUUUGAAUCCCCUAAUGCUGCUAUAUUUGAACCAGGCUGUCAGUGGACUAGCUUACCAUUAGUUUAUACUCCUUAUGGAAGAUCCACUAUAGGCUAGUCAACACCACAAUUCCAUCUGGUUCUUUUGAUCCCUUAUUAGCUCCCACUCCUGUAACUAGGAAUGUGAGCUUCUAAAUGUCAUUCAGACAUCUACAGCUUCUCCUGUGAUUAGGAAGAUAAGCUAAGAAGCCCAACCAAUUGACUAGAUGUGCUGUACAUCUGAUGCCCUCUCCCUAUUGUAAUCAUUGAUCCACGUCCAUUGCAGCCUCUAAAUUUGAUGUAGAUAUUUAGCCUAAAUUAAAAAAUGACAAGGAGGGUAGGCCGACAGCAGCUUCUACUCUUACGAUUAGGAAAGUGGUGCUAAACUUUUUAGGCUUUGAGGAACUAUGUAUUUGAUUUUUCAAUCACUUACAUACUUUUUAAUGGUUGUUUUAAUAAAGCAUUUGUAUAGCAGAGUUUGAUUAAUAUUGUAUCUUUCAGAAUUUUUAAUUUUAAUUUAGGUAUUCAUUUGAUGACAUGGGACUAAAGCGUAGUUUAUACCCUACAUACGUACACAAGAAAUAACUACAAGCAGCUACACAAAACAAACACAAACACACUUCUUGUGUUGCACACGAAGGGUAUGAACUAGGCGUAGUCAUUUUAUGAAUUCUAUAAAGGUAUAUAAUGGUAUCCAUAGUGCAGUAUUAAGAUAUUCAUUAUGGAGCGUUAUAUUAUAGUAGAAAUAAUGUAAAUGAAUAAAAGUGAAUUGAUGUAUGUCCAACUUGAUGGCGAUAUUUGCUUGCUCAACAAAAGUUAUAAUGGUGUUAGACGGUCUGAAGUUGCAUGACAUUCACUUAUUUAUUUAAUUGUCACGGCCCUGAAAGAGGUAGAAAAGGCCUCAAGAUGGCGACAAAUAUCUUCUGUCAGAAAAUCGAAUCAAUGUAUUUAUCACAUGCACUGAGUAGAACAGGUGAAAUGCAUACUUACAUCUUCCUCUAACUCU